Messenger RNA from Acaulospora colombiana, 124 nucleotides. NCBI's taxonomy places the organism in Eukaryota, Fungi, Glomeromycota, Glomeromycetes, Diversisporales, Acaulosporaceae. The record is from the annotation of a GenBank genome assembly.
AUGGGAUGUAGUAACCCUCAUCCUCAUGGGCAAGUUUGGUCUCUGAGCGAGGUCCCAGCCUAUCCAGCCUCCGAACUGUUUCAUUUGGGCGAAUACGGCCUCAAUAAUCCCCCAUCUCUUGAAC